CACUUCCCCCCCCCCCCCCCCGUUUUUUGCCUGAGAAGCCACAUAACGUGCCUUUCCUCCACGCGAAUCUGGGAGCUGUAAGCCGGACCGAUUGCAAAUGAAGUGUAAUGCAUUGUGGGACGUGUGUAAAAUUGGAUCAUUCGAGGGGAAAAAAAAAAAAAAAGGAAGGGACCUGCGGCUGGCGCCCUAGAAGAGGUAGCAGCGAGAUGCGCGCAGGUUGCGCCCCGGCGGUACCCGCGCUAGGCUGAUGCCAGGGAGCGCGCAUCCGGCGAGCCGCAAGGCCUGACCCAUGCAGCGGCGGGAGGAUUAGGCUCGGGCAUCCUCAGGAUGAAGAAGACGCGGAGUACGACCUUGCGGCGGGCCUGGCCUAGCUCCGACUUCUCCGACCGGGCCUCAGACCGCAUGAGGUCCCGCAGCGAGAAGGACUACCGGCUGCACAAACACUUCCCACCGGCUUUCAUUUCCCAGGCAUCACGGGGCUACAUGACAUCAGGUGAUGUAUCACCCAUCAGCAUGUCUCCCAUCAGUCAGUCACAGUUUAUUCCACUUGGGGAAAUCCUUUGCCUGGCAAUCUCAGCAAUGAACUCUGCCCGAAAACAAGUCACACAAGAAGCACUAAUGGAGCACCUAACAACCUGCUUCCCAGGAGUUCCAACACCCAGUCCAGAAAUCCUUCGACAUACCUUGAAUAUGCUUGUACGGGAGAGGAAAAUAUACCCAACUCCAGAUGGUUAUUUCAUUGUAACCCCGCAGACUUACUUUAUAACACCAUCUCUCAUAAGAACUAACAGUAAAUGGUACCAUUUGGAUGAGAGGAUACCUGACAGAUCUCAAUGUACCUCUCCACAACAAGGAACUAUAACUCCCUCCACCUCGGGAUGCGUCAGGGACCGAACACUACCCAAAAACCACUGCGACUCCUGCCAUUGUUGCAGAGAAGACAUGCACAGCAUGCAUGCAUCUACCCUACAGAGGAAAUCAGCAAAAGACUGUAAAGACUCAUACUGUCCUCCUUCAUUAUGUCAGGUCCCACCUACUGAGAAAAGUAAAAGUACUGUCAAUUUUUCUUACAAAGCAGAGACACUCACAAAGCCUAAGGAUGUAGAAAAGCAGUCUAAGAAAUUUGGACUCAAACUGUUCCGGUUAAGUUUUAAGAAGGACAAGACAAAACAGUUGGCAAAUUUCUCUGCCCAGUUUCCUCCAGAGGAGUGGCCGCUAAGGGACGAGGACACCCCUACCACUAUACCUAGGGAGGUAGAAAUGGAGAUUAUUAGGCGCAUUAACCCAGACUUGACUGUGGAAAAUGUCAUGAGGCACACUGCACUAAUGAAGAAACUUGAAGAAGAAAAAGCUCAGCGCAGCAAAGCAGGAUCUUCAGCUCACCACAGCGGACGAAGUAAAAAGAGCAGGAAUCACAGAAAGUCUCAUGGGAAAUCAAGGUCACACAGCAAGACUCGGGUAUCCAAAGGAGAUCCAUCAGAUGGCUCUCAUUUGGAUAUACCUGCUGAAAGGGAGUAUGAGUUCUAUGAUCCCUUGACUCGAUCCCCACGGGAAGGCUGUUUUAUAAUAGAACACAAGGGAGAUAAUUUUAUAAUGCACAGCAAUCCUAACAUGAUUGAAUCUCACUUUCCCAUGACACCAGAGUGGGACGUGUCUGGUGAGCUGGCCAAAAGAAGAACUGAAAUGCCUUUCCCUGAGCCUUCCAGGGGAAGCUCCCAUUCCAAGGUCCAUCGGAGCCACAGCCAUACACAGGAUAGAAGAUCGAGGAAUGAGCGGUCCAGUAAGGCUAAAGAAAGGUCUAGAUCUAUGGAUAACUCCAAGGGACCUCUGGGCUCAGCUACCUUAGGCACACCCGAAGAUAUAGGUGAAGGCUGUAGCCCAGAUGACCAAACAACUAGCCAAACUUACAUUGAUGAUAGUACCUUAAGGCCAUCUCAGUCGCUCAGUCAUCAAAGGGCUCUGAUCUCAUCUGCAAGCUACAAAGAGACUUGCAUCCCUGAAAUGGCUAGUGGCAGUGUAGAAACCCCCAGUUCUUGUAGCCUAUUGGAACAAAGCAAGCCUACAGAGAAUUUGCCAUCACAUAGUGAGCUCAACUCCUGCACAACAAAAUCUGCAGUCGAUGACUAUUUUCAGUGCAACACAUCCAGUGAGACUGUGCUUACUGCUCCAUCACCACUGGGAAAGAAUAAAGAGGAUCAUGAUACCCUGACAGGGACAGAUGGGCUCAAAAAAAUGACUCCUGCAGAAAGACAGUCUCAACAUAUUGCUAGGGAGCCUGGGGUGCACAAAGAGGAGUCCCCAAAGGGCCCAAGCAGUGGUUCAGCAGUUGCUGGCCAAACUCCAGAGGUUAUUGCAAAUGGGCGGCUGGUUCAACACCAUAGCGCUGAAUCAAGCAGCCUUGAUAAAAGGAAAGAAAUAUUUAGCAAGGAUACGCUCUUUAAACCUCUGCACAACACUCUUUCUGUGAAUAGUUAUCAUAAGUCUAGCGCACCCCUGCUAAAGCCCCAUCAAAAGACCCCCUCUGACACAUUGCCAGUCAGAUGUGAGAAACUUGAACAAGCGAUAGUAACCUCAGUCACACAAGUCAUGCCCGUUUCACAGAGACAGCAAGAGACAACUGGGAACCAAGAGGCCUCCUUUGACUACUACAACGUAUCUGAUGACGAUGACUCAGAGGAAGGAACCAACAAAAAUGCUGAGGAAGAAAAGAACAGGGAUGAUGUUGGUACAAUGCAGUGGCUCCUAGAGAGAGAAAAGGAGAGGGAUCUGCAGCGAAAGUUUGAGAAAAAUCUUACUCUUCUCACCCCAAAGGAAACAGAAAAUAGCAACAACCAGAGAGCCACCCACUCAGCCCGCCUGGACAGCAUGGACAGCAGCAGCAUUACUGUGGACAGCGGGUUCAACUCUCCACGUACUCGUGAGAGCCUGGCAUCCAACACUUCAAGUAUUGUUGAAAGCAACAGACGUCAGAACCCCGCUCUGAGCCCUGCACAUGGUGGCGCAGGCCCAACGUUCAACUUCCGAGCCACUGCAGACCCACCAACAAGUGAAGCUGAGAAACUGCAGAAACCUGCUAACUGCCUGCAAGCUUCUGUCACUAGUGUCUGAUGGUCAUCCUGCCUCAGAUCUUCUGUCUCAUCCUAUACAGCAAAGUUUACGACACUGGGACUGAUGUUUACAUCUUCGGGGAAAAAUUAGAAAAGCAUCUCAACCACAGUUUUAGUGUUUACUUAAACUGUGCUGCUAUGUAGACUAGGGGCAACAAAGAAAUCUUUAUUUCAAGGUAUUGCUUUUCACAUUUGCGGCUCUGUAGCAACAGAAUAGCAGUAGGGAUAAUAUGUACACUUUUUGCUUCACUUAAUUGUAACUGAGCACAUAUAUGAAAGUCUAGACACUGUAAGUGUAAUCUGCAUUUUCAAUGUCCAUGCAGUUGCCAACUUCAUUUAAAAAAAAAUGCCACAGAUGUGUGAUGCCCCUGGUCAGAGGCUAAACUCUGCUGCAGAGUUGAUCAUUUUUUACUUCAAAAACUGAGCCACUGCUGAAAGUAACCAGCCAGGAUCACCAUGAGGAAAAACAAUGCCAAACAUGACAAGUGAUGACCUCAGCUCUAUCUGUGAAUUAUUAAUACUAAUCAGUCAUUUUCACUGUGCUUUUUCGUGACACAAUUUUGCAAAUACCCGUUUAAGCGAGUAAAAAGAGGUUUGGGUUUUGGUUUGGUUUGAUUUUUUCUAAGUAUGGAGGGUGGGAAGGGAGGCGGUGGCUUCUUUUGUGUUUCAAAAGUAUAAGAGAUGUUUACUUACUGAGACUUGCUACUUGACCUUCCAUAGUCACAAAUGAGGAGGUGGGCCUUUGCGUAGAGGGGGGAGUGGGGAGGGAAGGGAAAGUUAUAACUGUCAUGGAGCCACAACGUGGAGUGACACAAAAGAGAACAAAUGUCUUCAGUAUAAAUCAAGUAUUUAAAAAAGAUAAUCUAAUUCUUGGGUCACUUCUGGUAUUGCAACUUGCCAUUAAUAUAAGAAUCAGGAUAACUAAUUUCUUGGAACAAAAAUAUUCUUUAUGAUAUAAAUGACAAGUAUGGCCUGAAGAAUUGAUUUCUUUCUAGUGGAAGGACAUAAAUCUAUUUUAUGUAGCUUAUUAAAUAGAGUGCCUAAAUUAGGCUAUUAAAAAUAGCAUACAUUGUAGUGAUUAUCAGAGAACAAAAUUUAGAGAAUUAUAAACUUCUGGCCUUUUUAUUCAGUGGAUGUUAUUUGCAAUUUAGCAUUUUAUGGACAUGUCUAGUUUCUAGAAAUUAAAUAUGUCCACAUGGUUGACAGUAGAAAUCUGAAUUCUGUAGGUAUGGUAUAUCCUAAUUGCUCUCCCCUAAACUGUUACUCCAAAGUAAUUAGUACUGUGCUGAUUACUGCAGAGUAACUUCUAAGGGUAGUUAAACUCCAAGAGUAAUUUUUAGGUAUAGGGUCACAUUCUGCUCUGUUACUCAUGCAACCUGGUAGUGCAACAAACUGACUUCAAAUUUAACUCUUUUUUUUUUUUUUUUUUUUUAUCAGAACAAAUGAAUUGGUGGAAGAAUAACAAAGACACUAAAAUGUUCAACAGCCCAAAUUGUUGCAUAGAAAAGGGACAUUUACAUUGUCUAGCUCUUGUAGUACACAGGUAUGAAACCCAACUGUACAUAUUAAAAACCAGUAUUUUCAUCAGGUUCUGGUGACAUGUAUUACCCUGUACACAAAGUCAUUUGAGCUUCACUCAUAUUCUCUAUUGUCAUCAGAAGUCUUUACUGAAGAUUCAGCCUUACAUUAUGCAGUUGGAUAUAGUUCAUUUACUUACAAAAUGGCUUUCUAACUCUGGACACAAUAAGUUUCAAGUUCUGUCAAGAACACCCAGUCAAUGCACAGGUCUGUUUUCCUUGGUUUCAGCGUAUAAUUUCCAUUUCAUAGGAGCAAUAAGACCUUUCGGUGCACAUAAAGGAAAUUAUUGUGCUUUUGGUUGGUUAUUGAAGUCACUUGGCCUUUAGCCUUCUGCCUUAUCAUACCUUCCAAGAUGUGCUCUAAUUACCAUAUAAUGCUUUGCAUGACGCAUCUUAUUAUUCAGUAUGUAACUCCAGCCGUACUUAUUCCAUGCGAACUGUAGAGUCAGAGUUUUUGUGGGGAAUUGUCAUAUACUAUGCAGUGGCUGACUGUGAUUUUGUUUCUGAGAUGAGCUCUGACAUCAGUAGUAUGUAUCAAUUCAGUAAAUAAAAAUGUCAAAACGAUAAAAAAAUUUACAGUGAUGAUCUGAAGUACUAACGGCAGUAUUAAAAUGUGAACAGCAAAAACAAAUUUCACCUUUGGGGGAAAUAUUUGUUUGUCAUAAACUAAUCAGAAUUUACGCAGGCAGCUGGUUGUACCGAAGACAUAAUUCCAACAAAAUAUGAUAGUACAUACCUAUAAACUGUAUAGUAUGUUAUUUCCUAAAGUUCCCAGAGACCAGCAGACAACCUAAAUGUCAUAUUAAUGUUGACAUGGCAUUGUACCAAUAUUAAUGUGACUCUUGGAAUAUGGAAUGUAAACAAGUUUCAAAUAGAAACGUUCUAAUCUUGAAUUUUAUUUUUUUUUUUUUUUCCUUUUAAAAUCAACAAUGGAAUAUAAGGAAAUUCCAUCUUGAGGUUCUGGUAACAAAACCGCAAGAGUGGAGCUUGAGUGCUUUAUGUCACCCUGAUCCUUUGAUGAAAUCAGAGCCUUGUAUUACAUGGUUGCUUAUCUAUCAUUCUUCUUCUAAUGUAUCAAUUUAAAGGUUUACAGAGUUAGAUUAGGUUGAAUCUGUGUUGUGUUCCACUGUAAAGGGUCAACACAAAUCUGUCGGCAUUUUGCACACUUAAUAUGUAUUAUUAUAAUACAACAUGUUACUUUUAUGGUAAUUUUUUUUACACAUAUAACUACCUCCAUGAAUUUGAUGAAAUGCAGCAACAUGAAAAGUGUAUUGUACAAAGCAAGGUUAAAAACUUUGAAGCAUUAGGUCAUGGCGUUCUCUUGUGUGUCAAUGCUUGCGUAUGAAAUCAUCAUGUUUCCAUUGCCACAAUUUCCUUGUACAAUAUUAAAAAUCUGGCUUUCAGAUGAGUCACUUAGAGUUUGACAAGGCUGCAUAAUUGGGAUAAAAGUGAAAGGGAGGCUGAAACCUUCCAUCCUCUCCCCAGUUACUGCUAAAAUUUCUGCCUGGUAGAACUUGAAAAUGUAUUUGUAAUUUAGCAAAUUAGGAACAUCUACAGUCUGUGAAAUAUGAUUGACAGUUUGGGGUUUAACAGAAGACACUCUGGGUAUUUUCUUGGCAGCCUUCAAAUACUUUGGGCCCUAUUCUGCCUCCAUCUUUGUCAACAUAUCAGGUCAUGGUUUCUCUGAACUCACAAGGGUGUUAAAACAGCUCUUCCUUUAAUGAUAAGCACUCUGUUCUCUAGAUUGUGUGCGACUGAAACACUUGCUCCUAUAGAAAUUACCGACAGCCUUUAAUUGACUUUGCUGGGAGCAGUAUUAGGUUCCCUACUUGAGGUAUGUGCCUAUUGUUCAAAGAACGUGGGCGAGUUUCUGAGAAAAAUGAAGCUGGCUUUUGAAAAGUAGCCAGCUGCAACAAGCCACCUUUCAAGAGGGAAGAACGAAAGAUUUUUCCAAAAACCAAAGGAAGAAAGUGACAGUUGAACUUAAGCAGAUCACAUUUAUAUACAAAUCCCGAUUUAUGAACACCUCUUUCAGCAAACUUAGUACCGUUAUCCUGAUGCAAAUUAAAAUACAAUCAUCAGUUGAGCUAAUUUUGCCAUUUUAAGUAUUUAAGUUAAAAAUUAUAAGAAAUCAUUAGCCAUUUGACUUCUUGCGCCACUGUAAAAUGUCCGUUGCACGCGAAACAAUGUUCACUCAACUUUAAAAAGUAAAAUGUAUUGGAAAACAAAUAUUUUAAUGAAAACCAUGGCCUAAGUGCUUGCCAGCAGUAGUCGUUUUUAGAAAAGAGAACAAGCAAACCAGUAUUCGGAGGCCAUCAUAAACACGGAUAAUACUUUGCACUUAAAUCAUGCCUUUUCGCCUGAGGGCCUCAAAGCACUUAACGUGGUACCAGCUAAGCCUCGCGAGCCUGUGAGGUAGGCAGAGUUCACUGACCCUACUUUAUGUCCAGGCACAUCGGAAAAAACAAAGCCUAGGAGUCUGCAGAGUAAUUUAUUAACUAGUUGCUUUCUUGAAGUUAUUGGAAUAUGUUUAAUAGUUAACCAAAGUGUUUCAUGUUUAUACUCUGAAGUUACUCUUUUGAUGCAUUCAGUUUGUUUAAGCAAGAGAGAAACUAAUUUGCAGUCCUGCAGAGGCUCUUGGAUUAGCAGUGCCAAAACCAACCAAGUUUUCAGUCAUAUGAGUACUGCCAGCGGUGGUUUUAGAAACAGUUAUUUUAAUUAAAAAUUUGUUUUUCAAAUACAUUUCGCAGAGCUUUUCCCAACACAAUUGUUCAAAUUGUUGUGCUGAGAAAGCAAAUAGCACUCCUAAUCUGGUGUCACACCCACAGUUUACAAUUCUCUUUGCUCUUCUGAAGAAAACUGUACAGUAUUAGAGAGAAAAGUUCUAUUUUUUACGAAAUUCUUUAAAAAAAAAGUAUAUAUCUAAACCGUUCCCCCCAUCAUAAGUGCAUCAUUACUGCAUGAGAAGCAUGCAGUGGACCCACCAAAAGCCACGCUGGUGCUAGAAGAAAACGGGACUAUCACGCUUCUUUUAUAGCGGCGCUCUAAACGUUGGUUUCAGUUAUGCGGGUGUAAAUCUGGUGUGACUCCCCUGAUCUCCCGCGGAUCUGAUGGAGAUGGGAGUGGGUCGUUAACUCCAUUGAAGCUCAGUUCUGAGCUGAGGGUUUCCGUGUUCCUCCCCCCGCCCCAAGACAUUAAAUGCAGAGAAGGAGCAGAAGGCCACAUGCACGCACCUGGCUGUGGAAGGGCAGCCUGGGUUGAAUCCCUGGUGAAAUGCACAGCUGCCCAGCCGGGAUGCUGCGACAGCCACCUCGGAAGGGCGGUCUUCCGUGCGGUACGCUGCCCUCGUGUUGUAUAGCGGUUAGAGCCACCCAAAGGAUACCCACCCAGAAGUAUGAAAGGGCCCUUGGAGUAAUUGACACAGAUGUUACUUUUAUAUGUGGAGGAGACAUAAGUUUAAAGGGAUCAUAAUUCUGCAGGUAAUUUUCUGUGAGUGACUGAAUGUGGCUGUUGCAUUAGGUUUAAAUGAGUUAAUAAAUGCAAGUGGGACUUACUGUAUGUUAGAAGGGAGUUUUGCAGCCAAGACUGCCUUGUAUAAAUGUGUUUGCACUGAAAAAAAAAUUAAAAAAUUACUUGGUCUCUGGUUGCUGUAAAGGUCAUCCAAGAUGGAUGUUCUGUUUAUAUUGUAUAGUAUUUCAUAUGAAAUAAUUGCAGUUCAUGAAAUGUCUUCCCUAACGUUACUGAUUUAUAACAGCACAUUUGUAACAUGGUUUUUAUUGUGUCAGUGUACCAUAUUGUAAAUGAUGAUUACUUGUCAUGCUUAGUAUAAUAAUUUAAAGGAAAAAAAAGGACAGGGAUUUUUGUAAGUCUAUAUUUGAAAGUCCCUCCAUAUGGUAAUAUUGUGUUCAUGUUGUUUAUGUAGUGUUGUGUGAAAUAUCCAUUUUGGAUUGUGUUACUUUUUAAGAUAUUAAAUAACAUUUGGUUAUA
This is a messenger RNA of Harpia harpyja (harpy eagle), 8671 nucleotides long. RefSeq names its product storkhead box 2 (gene STOX2). Gene Ontology annotation, cellular component: cytoplasm; nucleus. The transcript has 4 exons. Gene Ontology annotation, biological process: positive regulation of transcription by RNA polymerase II. Bases 328 to 3108 code for a protein of 926 amino acids. The record is from RefSeq and is a predicted model, not a curated record. NCBI's taxonomy places the organism in Eukaryota, Metazoa, Chordata, Aves, Accipitriformes, Accipitridae. Gene Ontology annotation, molecular function: DNA-binding transcription activator activity, RNA polymerase II-specific; RNA polymerase II transcription regulatory region sequence-specific DNA binding.